GGGGGAAGGAUCAUACAUUAACUCCUGCCGGCUGCGGGAAAUAGUCUCCAGUUGACAGAAGCCAAGAGAGAGGGACGCACUGAGAACGACGCGACAAAUGAACCCUAAAUCCGCGUAAUUUUCUUUUUUUCUUCUCUCUCUCUUCCUUUCGCGACACGUUGUUUUCCAGGAGAUUUUUACGCACCGACUUAGAGUGCGGGAAAACGCCGCAGAGAUGAGUGUUGCGUGGUUUUCUGUGCUCCUGAAGGAACCCGUCUCCUGAUAAAGGGACCAAAGAGGACAAAACAAGGCUGUCCAUGAGAUUUCCCAAGCGAAGAUCGCAAAGGUGGAGCGAUUAGAGAAGGGCUGAUGAAGGGACUAUUAAUCCUUUCUGUGCAUCAAAAGCACCAAAGGGUACUAGAAACGUUUGGAUGGAAAUCGGGCGAGUGUUUGGAACUGUUUUUGGUUUUAUAUGAAACUGGUGAUUAGUUGUGACACCUCUGAAGGGACCUUCUUUUUGCUUUAGAUUCUAAUAAGGAGGAUUUUAAUUUAUUUUUUUCGGUUGUAUGACAUGAGCGGUUUCUCGGUGUGAAAUUUCAGAAACUCUCCUCUGCUCUUUUUUUUUUUAAUUGUUUCUCUCUUCAAGUAUUCCCACAUCUAAAUGGAAUUAGUUGAGUCUGAAGCCAUUUGUGAAAGGAACAGACAUGGUACAUGGGCACAGCUUCCAUCACGUUGUUGCAAGUCUACUCAUACUUGGGUUGUCUGGGGCAACAAAGAAGGACACAGCAGUGAAAAACAAUUCUGGAGUGAAGCCCGCGGGUCAAUGUGGAACGUGGGUGAAAGAACCAGAAGGAGGGCUCUUCACUUCUCCCAAUUACCCAAACAAAUACCCCCCAGACACAGAGUGUGUUUACAUCCUUGAAGCUCCGCCGAGGCAGUGCAUCGAUCUACACUUUGAUGAGAAUUAUUCAGUCGAGUCCUCUUGGGAAUGUAAAUUUGACAACAUCGAGGUCCGGGAUGGACCCUUCGCCUUCUCCCCGAUACUCGGACGAUACUGCGGCCAGCACAGCCCGCCUGAUAUCAGGAGUAGCGGCAGAUAUCUGUGGAUAAAAUUUGUUACAGAUGGUGAAUUGGAAGCGGUGGGAUUUUCAGCAAGUUACAACUUCACUGCAGAUCCAGACUUUGCAGACUUGGGAGUACCCCCACCUCUGCCCUCCUGUCAGUACGACAUGGUUGGUCCGGAGGGUAUCGUUGAGUCCCAUCAGAUCACCAGAGACGGGAAGGCUGGUGCUGCCGAGGCCGUCGAUUGCAAAUGGUACAUCCGCGCUCCGCCGCGCUCCAAGAUCUACCUGCGUUUUCUCGACUAUGAGAUGGCAAACUCCAACGAAUGCAAGCGCAACUUUGUGGCCGUGUACGAUGGCGGCAGCUCGGUGGAAGACUUGAAGAGCAAGUUCUGCUCCACGGUGGCCAACGACAUCAUGCUGGUGUCCACGCUGGGAGUCGUCCGCAUGUGGGCCGACGAGGCCAGCCGCAAGAGCCGCUUCCGCAUCCUUUUCACGACCUACCAAGAGCCUCCGUGUGACGCAGAUACCUUCUUCUGUCACAGCAACAUGUGCAUCAACAACACGCUGGUGUGCAAUGGGAUGCAGAACUGUGUCUACCCCUGGGAUGAGAACCAGUGUAAAGAGAAGAGGAAAGCCAACAUCCUGGACAACCUGAACAACACAAACGGGACCAUAAUUGGCGUCACCUGUUGCAUCGUCCUCAUCCUCCUCAUCGUCUCCGUCAUCGUCCAGAUCAAGCAGCCGCGUAAAAAGUACAUCUUGCGGCGCGAGGACUUUGACCCCACCAUGUUCCAAGAGGUCUUUGAGCCCCCUCACUACGAGCUGUGUACUUUGCGGAGCGCCGCCACACCCACAGCGGCCUCGGCAGAUUUAGUCGACCUCGCGGAGGACUUUGAGAACUACCACGCCCUCCGCCGUGCCUCCUCGCGCUGUGUGCACGAUCACCACUGUGGCUCCUCUCCCAACCCCGGCUCCGCACACAUAUCCCAGCUGUCGCUCAGCGGACGAGGAAGCCGCGGCAACUUGAACGCCCGCGAGGCGGCGGCCGCCACGCUCCUCACGGACCUCCCGCAGCCGCCCAUGUCGGUGCGGCCUUUGCUGCCGGCCACGGGAAACCGCAGGAGCAUCUUGGUCAUGAAGCACAGCUACUCGCAGGAAGCGGCGGACAAUGGAUGCGACCUGGACGACGACCUGGACGAAGUUCCCACCACCAGCCAUCGGCUUUCACGCCACGAAAAGGCAGUUCAGCGGUUCUGCCUCAUUGGCUCUUUGAGCAAACAUGAAUCAGAGUACAACACAACUAGGGUCUAAGAGACAAUCUCAAGACUUCUUGAGAAUAGUGCAAUCCUGGAUCAGUACGAACGGGCGUCACUGACUUAUGAGAGAGCGGAGCGGAGAUUUACACCAGCAUGAUGCUGAUGGUGGUGAUGAUGGUGAUGAUGAUGAUGAUGAUGAUGAAGGGACACUUUGACGAAAGGAUACUGAAUGUGUGUACAUUUGCAGAGAUGAACGCAGAGAUGAAAGCACUCCAGCUGCAAUGCUGUGAAGCGGGGAAGGUUGUGAAAAGCAGUCAGCGCCGUCCUCUAUGUGUAGUUUUGUGUCACUGUAAAGAUGUGAACCUUUACAAUGAACAUGAUUACUGAACUUUAGAUUAUUAGGAAACAUAUCUGUCAUCGUCAUAGACUCCUCACUGAUAACAAUGUGAUCAAGCAUCUUGUCAAACAUUUUUACGCAUGCAUUUUUUCAGAUCGGUCGCAUACAUGUUAUGAUUUUAACAGCAAAUUGUAGGUUCUUGCAAUUUGUCAAGCUUAGGACGAUUUGUUUUGAGUGGAAAUUGGAGACUAAUUACUAACCGAAUUGAAGAAACCAGACGCAGUUUAAUUUGGAUAACAAUUGUAUUCAUCGAUUAAAGUUGUAAGGCUUGUGCAUGCUUCUUCUAUAUCCAUUAAAGCAUUAACACACUAAUAUUAAACGCUUCCAUCCACUAAAACCAAAGUCAUAUGUUCAUGAGAUGUCUGUUUAAAAGCAUCUUCAGAAUGACUUUAUUGCAUUGCAUGUUAGCUAAGUCAUUGAAAAGCAUUGCGUAGAUAGAUUUCCAACUUAUUCAUUUUAUCUCCCUUUUGAAUAUGUCGACUAACUAUUUGACACACAUUUUUUUAUUUUAUUCUAACAAAGAGUACUUGCUUUUUUUGGCAAAAAAAAAUAUUUACUUCAAGUCUAUUUGACUUCUAACUCUCUUUUACUGUAGGAGCUUAAUAUCUUUGUAUUAAAACCAAGUUUUAUACUAAGGCAAAUUGAGAGGAUGACAGUUUUUACAGUUACUCAAGAUAUCUUUCAGGGCUGAUUUUACUGAUGCUUUAUAAAAUAAAUAACAAUGAAGCUUCAUCUCUUUUUUAUUUCUCCGUUUUAUUGGAUUUUAGUCAGAAGUUCAUUUGUCCAUUUAGUGUGUCCUCAGGCUGUCACAACACACCACUCACACCUCGCAAUCAAACGUUUUUAGAUGCUGCUCUUAUUUGUUGUCGCUUCAGAGGAAGAUCAGACCCAAACCGAGGGGAUUUGUUUCACCAAGCAGGCCGAUAAAAUCGGCCCCAGACAGUUUAAAUGAUUCCAGGUAAUCAAGGUAUCUGACAGACAAGUUAAUUGACUUUUUGUGUUUGCCCUGUUGAGAUUUAGCCCAUACAUACUGCAGCAGGGAAGGAGCAGCCUCGCUCUCUGAUAACCCUCACUGUUGGCAGGCUAGUUUUAAAAGAGGAGGAAAAAAAAACAAAAAAAACAACCUGCGUCAUGUGGAACGUGAGAUCAGCACCUCUGAGCACAAUGAAAUCAGCACAUUACACUAUAGAUUUAUUACGCUGUCAGUCUCACUGACAUUAACCAUCUGUGUGUACAUUAUUUUUCUGUGUUCUGUGUGUUUUCUUUACAUCCAUGCUCUCCACUCUCUUUUCCUUUCAUAGUCAUACACGACAUAUAUUCCUGCAAAUUACUGAAUAAAAUAUUUUUCUUUUCUGUA
Messenger RNA from Mugil cephalus (flathead mullet), 4053 nucleotides. It is a transcript of the gene neto1l, whose product is annotated as neuropilin (NRP) and tolloid (TLL)-like 1, like. Lineage: Eukaryota; Metazoa; Chordata; Actinopteri; Mugiliformes; Mugilidae. Bases 684 to 2354 code for a protein of 556 amino acids. The record is from RefSeq and is a predicted model, not a curated record. Gene Ontology annotation, molecular function: protein binding. The transcript has 12 exons.